Molecule: messenger RNA, 899 nt
Organism: Frieseomelitta varia
Lineage: Eukaryota; Metazoa; Arthropoda; Insecta; Hymenoptera; Apidae
Exons: 6
Coding region: 136-840 (234 amino acids)
Source: RefSeq, a predicted model, not a curated record
GAACGAGGCUCACGUACCCGAACAUCUCCAUGGACAGAUAAGGACCCAUUGCAUUGCCCAAGAACAUACCAACGGAAGAUGCAUUCACGUUCAUGGAUAUCUAAAGACGUGACCACAGAAUAAAUAUUGAUCAGAAUGAAAAAGGGCCAGCCUCUGUCGAACGACAUAAGCAUUCCAGAGUCUUUAAAUCUUUUUGCGAAAAAAAUUGGACAAAAAGCUCGUAUUCAUGGAGACAAAAGUAAAGUAACGACGAAAGAGAUGUUGACAAUACUGAAUCCAACUCUUAUUCAAUUCGGUUGUCUACCUUUAACUACAUUCUCAGAAAGAUGUGAUGGAGUGAACGAUGAGAUUAAGAAAGUCUCCAAAAAUUACGAUGAUAAUGAUAAAAAAGUUAACGAUUGUCUUAAAAGAGUCUGUAAUAACUUGGAUAGUAUCUAUUCAAAUGGCAUUGAAGAAAAGACGAUAGAAGAUGAAAGUGAAACGUUAUGCUCCACAAGUUUAACGGAUGAAUUGGAACUAUCUUUCGAUGGUAAAUGGUUGAGAAAAUAUUUUAAAUUGCCAUUGAAGAUGGCAAUCAAGGAAAUUGUAACAAAGAAACCUUGCGAUCCUGUCAAUUAUCUUGGUUUUUGGUUACUGAAUUAUAGAAGAUGUCGAGAGCGUAGGCAGUGGCAAUUACAGAAAGAUAACGAGUUAAAUUAUCUUCGGUGUAUGAUCAAAGAACCAGUAUCUAAAGAAGAGGAAUUUUCAAUGAGAGGAGAGGAAGAAGAAGAAGGAGAAAAAGAAGGAGAACAGGGAAUGCGCGACUGGAAUUUUAAACAUUACAAGACUAUGCAUACAUAGAAAUAAAAGGCUGAGAUAAAUAGCGGCGGUGGGAAUGGUGAAGAGAAAGGAAGGAGAGG